GCAAAGCUCCACAGCAGUGAAGACAAGGCCACAGGACUGUUCCAUUAAAGGCGGAACCUUCAGUAUCGAGCGCUGGAGCAACACGGACUGUUUUUCCAGACACACCGCUGCGCCCAGGAGAGCUUAUGUAGCUGUUCAGAAUGGCUCAAGCAGACAGCAGGGCUCUGGCUUUGGGAGUUCUGGCCGGGGCUGCAGGGAUCAGCCUGGCCAUCGUGUUCUUCCGCAAAUCUGGAACCAGUGGUGGCCGAGUCCUGCAACUGAGAAGUACCGCAGAUCACAAAGGAGGCAGUGUGGUUCUGCGGUCAGGCCAGGCAGAAGUGCUGGAUCGGUUGGGUGCUCUGAUACAGUGUGUUUCUGAACUCAAGGAGGAAGUGAAAGCCCUGAAGGAUGCUCUUCCACACCUGCAGGACAAUGUCAGAGAUCAACUGAGAGGCCGAAGCGUGGAAGAUAUUGGUGCUCGCAAGGUGGGUCCUCUACAUAGGACUCCUACCAGGAGAAAAAGAGCAGGUGCCCCAAUGAGGAGUGAAGGACAAAGCUCAGAAGAGGCAGAGAGUGAAGGAGGGUAUAUAACUGCACUGACAGAUUCUGAGGAAGAGCAAAGUGAAGAUGAUGGAAAGCCGGUGCAUGAACCAGUCGAUGAACUCACAGCACUGCUGCAGAAAGCAGACCGACUGCACACCUGCAACGGGGCAGAGAAAGCACAAGGCCUGGAUGCUCUGCUGGACAGGAAAGGAGAGUUUGAGCAGAAGGACCAGUACCUUUGGAGGCUGUCCAGAGCCUAUGCAGAUGCCCAUGAUGUCGCCGUGGACCUUGCAGAGAAAAAGAGCUGCGCUGAGAAUGGGAAAAAGGUCGGUGAACAGGCAAUUUCCAUCAAUCCACUGUGUGCUGAAAGUCAUCAGUGGUAUGCUAUACUUUGUGGACUCCUGUCGGAAUAUGAAUCCAUCCAGAAUAAAAUAAAAAAUGGCUACCUUUUUAAGGAUCAUCUGGAUAGAGCAAUUGAGUUGAAACCGAAGGAUCCUCUGUCAUAUUACCUGCUGGGUCGCUGGUGUUAUGCUGUGUCACAGUGUACGUGGAUUGAGAGGAAAAUUGCUGCGACUCUGUUCGGAGAACCACCCAGCGCCACAGUCCAGGAAGCCUUGCAGAACUUUCUCAAGACAGAAGAGAUCAGUCCCAAGUACUCAAAAUUCAACUACGUGUUUUUAGCCAAGUGUUACAAAGACUUGGGCCAGAGGAUUCAAGCCAGACAGAUGUGUGACGCUGCUUCUUCAAUGAGCAUUGUGACUAAAGAGGACGAGGAAGCACAGAAGGAAUUGGACUCUCUGCUUUUAUCACUUUAAUUUAGCAGAAGGGCACAAAAGCUGUCUUCCUCUUUGUUCCAUCUCCUCUCUAGGCUCAACUGUGACUGGACUGUAGCUGUUUAUCCACAUACUGCAGCAACACAUAAACUACAAAUGUUGGGCAACAUGUGAUGUAGACUUGCGAAAAAUAACUAUUUAUUGGCAUUUUUAGUGCCCCUACUAAAAGGGAAUCCAUCGGCAAUAUUUUAUUUUACGUGGCAGGCAGAAAUUUCUGUUUGUUUUUAGUUUACACAUCAAAUACUGUAUGUGUUUUGCAGGAUGGUCUUAGGAUGGUUCAUUCCUAUUCUGUUUUUUUUUUUGUUUUGUUUUUUUUCUCUCAGAGCAUUUUAAAAGUAACAGCAGUGGCUACAAUACUCAACAUGGCUGUCUCCUAUUGGCUACGACAUGCUUUCCAUUGGCUGUUGUUACAGUUCUUUCAUUCAUACCUUUAAUAACACCUAAUCUCUUCAAAUAUCCACAAGACACAAGGGAUGAUGUCAUUUUUUAGGUUCUGUAAAGAAAGCAAAGACUCAAAGGCGGUCAAAAUCAAUGUAGUUUGGCUUAUUUAGGUGAAUUUCCUUUGACUGCUGUCAACUGCCUUCAUCUUCUAAAGGCAAUGUUGAUAUGAGACUUUGUACUAUCCUGAAGUUCUCUCAUUUAUUUUAGAAAUGCUUGUAUAAUGGUUUUCGCAGUGGAUAUGCAUUUUGUUUUGUUUUUUACAAUUUUGUAAGUCUUUGAUUAAGUAUGCCCAAAUAGCUCCAUCUGGAUUUAAUCAUUUUUCUGGGUUCUUUCUGUGGAAUAUGUAGGAUAUUAUUGUUUGUAUUGAAUAUUAGUCAGUGAUUUUGAUUAAUAUAAUAUCAAGUUUUGUUUGACCAAAGAUGAUUGAUAAAUCACCCCUCCUCCACUGCAUUAGAGAAAUUGUGGGGACCAUAUACUGUAAGUGGAAAGUUGUAUUUUUUUCCCCUUAUGUCAUUGCAAAUACUUUAUUGUUUUAAAAAAAAAAAUUGUAUUUAAAAUGAUAAUCUAGGAUUAAGAAUGUAAAAGGUUUUGUAAUAUUACGUGAUUGCACUUGCUCUAUAACAGUGGUACAUUUUAGAUUGUUUAUGAUCUGUACAUUACAUUGAAAUUCAUCAUUGCUGCUCAGUAUAAUAUACAAUAAGGUGAAUUCAGACUGUGUUAUAAAGUGAUUUAUUGAAUUGA
Molecule: messenger RNA, 2537 nt
Organism: Myxocyprinus asiaticus (Chinese sucker)
Lineage: Eukaryota; Metazoa; Chordata; Actinopteri; Cypriniformes; Catostomidae
Product: regulator of microtubule dynamics protein 2
Exons: 12
Coding region: 141-1337 (398 amino acids)
Cellular component (GO): mitotic spindle pole; cytoplasm; spindle microtubule
Molecular function (GO): microtubule binding
Source: RefSeq, a predicted model, not a curated record